AUGAGCGACACGAAACGCUUCUCGCGGCAAGAAAUUUCGUUGCGAAACAGUAAGAGUGAUUUAUACGUGAUCAUAGAUAACCGCGUGUACGACCUGACCAAAUUCCAGGACGACCACCCCGGUGGGCAUGAGGUGCUGCAACAGGUAGCCGGUAAAGACGGUACCGAGGAGUUUCACGACGUGGGGCACAGUCUCGACGCUAAGGAACUGAUGAAGAAAUAUUUGAUGGGCGAACUUGUCGAUGAGGAUCGUGUGGAGCUCGAGAAACCACGACGGGUCUGGGAGGCCACAGCACCGACUGAUACUAGCAACCUAACGGACCCUGUUGACGAAGGUUUCCUGUCUUCCUGGCGACUGCCCGUCGUACUUGGCGUGCUUGCUACUCUUCUUUACUAUCUGUUCCUUUAG
Molecule: messenger RNA, 408 nt
Organism: Leptosia nina
Lineage: Eukaryota; Metazoa; Arthropoda; Insecta; Lepidoptera; Pieridae
Source: the annotation of a GenBank genome assembly